Molecule: messenger RNA, 2800 nt
Organism: Sphaerodactylus townsendi
Lineage: Eukaryota; Metazoa; Chordata; Lepidosauria; Squamata; Sphaerodactylidae
Gene: TMEM232
Product: transmembrane protein 232
Exons: 15
Coding region: 282-2354 (690 amino acids)
Source: RefSeq, a predicted model, not a curated record
CAUCCAUAGCGCAGCUGGGUCACAUGAUAAAGGCGAUCGUGCCACCACCCUCUAUCCCCGGCUCAUUUUGACUUUUGCCCGGAGUAAUAGGAAAGUCGGUGAGUUCUUUCCCGUGGGCAUUUGUCCCCGCGAAGCAGCGAACGGUCGCCUGUCCCUCUCGCUGACCAGUGGUAUCCAGGCCGAGCUGCGUCCUUAGCAACCGCCUCAGCAGCGCAGGAUCGCCAUAGCGAGGAGGCCGAGCCGGGCAGAGAACUGGGCAAGGUGACGGCCAAUAGAGUGAAAUGCCCAUUCUUAAAGAGCCGGUGGAAUUCCGCUUUGGUAUUGUAACCAAUAAAGAACAUCAAGAACUUCAGUGGAAAUUAUGGAAGAAGCAUCUGAACAAUUCUUCAAAAACAUCCAAGCCAAAGACUGUACAAAAAAAUCCUUUCCAACUUACAGAAGAAUUCAUUGAGGACUUCAAUAAUUCACUAAACACAGAUGACAAGGAAGAAUUCAUGGAGCUAGCUAGAAAAAUGCUUGCCAGAUGCAAGAGAAGAUCAGGUCUUCGCACAUUAGGCUGUGGAAAGCAUGUGGAUAUUCCAGUAGCAUGGAUUGAGACACUUAUGCUAUCUCUGUGCAAAGGAGAGAUCCAGGAAGAAGCUUUGGACAUCCUCUUAAUUUCCUUAGACCACGCACCUGUUUCUUCAGACCACAUCCCAGCUUUAUUUUUUGUUGCAGAAUCCAUUUUGUAUAGGAUCUGCUAUGAUGCAGUUCAGAAGCCGUUUCUAUUUCCCUGUGAAAUCAAGUUGUCCAAGCUUGGUUUUUUGAUUUUUUUAAGGCUUCUGCUUUUACAUCUUUCGGGUUAUUUGGAAUUUUGUGGAGAACAGAAAUCUAGGCUUCAUAUUAAUUUAAAAGCAUUAGCAGCUUGUGAGAUUGCUUACCAGCUAUAUCCAAACAUCAGUUUCAUGUUGAGUUUUAUGCUGAAGGCUGGAGAAACUAUCUGUGAAGCAGCAGUACUUUCUAAUUCAACUUUACCAUCUGAUGCAAAUUUGGAAGAUGAUCAAAAGGAAACAUUUUUGAACACAUCACUCACCAAAACUGGCACACUGGUUGCAUUAAAUUCUGGAUCAAAGCAAUCCCAAAUUAAGCCAUUUCUUUGGCACAGCCUUCUUGUUUGGGUUUGUGUACAUAACAGCUGCUCUGAGAUAGAUGAAGUGCUCAAGCAUGUCCUAUACUAUAAGGAACAACUUCAUCAGGAAGCCUGGCUGGAAUCAGUAUUGGGCUUGAUGGUCCUUGGAGAGGCUGCCAAAUUAAACAUGCCCUGCUUGAAAGUUUUAAUGGACCUAGUGAGAGAUUUUAUUUCAGGCUCUAUGCGUCUUCAGAAGCAGGCAAAGAGUAACAUGAUAAAACUCUCAUGCUGGCAGUGGCAAGUGGGAUACAUAUACACCAAUAUACUCAGAGAAAUCUGUUUACGUGGAAUUAGUGCAGAUUUGCAAAAAACUGCUUUUCUUGGAUUCUGUGAUUGUUCAGAGCAAUAUAAAGAUGGCAAGGAGUUAGCAAGUGCAGGUUUUCUCAAUCUUUUGAACUACUACCCAUCAGCUGAUGACAGUCAUGACCCAUUCUGGGUUAUUCGGUAUGGUGUGGUCUACAACCUAGUUAUCCUGCAUAGUGAACUUUCUGGGGAUGUGGUGCGAGAAGGAUUACGAAAUGCUGUGUGGAAAUCUCUACAGAAACAAAAGGUCAUUGAAAAGGAGAGGCAAGUCCUGGAUGCUGUGAGAAUAGCAGAGGUUGAAACCAAUGGUUUGCUAAAUCCAUUUCUUGAAGACAGAGGAAAAGUUCCAACAGCUCCCAAAGGGCUCCCUUCUUCCCAGUAUAUAGGGUGGCGAAUCACCACUGCCUUAACCCAUCAUUUCCUGCCACCUAUUGGACCAGACAUCAAAUUGCCACGCCAGGAUGUGUGGAAACCGCUGUCGGUACCGUGCCAAGAACCAAAAAUAUCUGUAAAGGAGAAGAAAACUGCAUACCAGUCUAUAAGGGAAAAGUUUUUGCAACCACAAAUACCGAUGUGUCCAGAUUUUUUCACCCGCACUGAUAUGCAGCUGAAAAAAAUAAUUGAGGUUCAGUGGGAGAAGGAAUUGCAGAUGAGGCUCGAGUUAGAAGAACAGCUGCGGCAGCUUGAGCUGAAGGAAGAAAAAAAGCUGGCAGAGCAGCGUUUCAGGCGAAUAAUGAAAUGGCGGUGGGCAAAGCUGCGCAAGACAACCAAACCAUAUGAGCUUUCUUUUCAGCAUGAAGAGGAAGAACUGACAGAGGCAAGUAGCAGCCCUGGAUCAACACGUGCGCAAGAGCCAUUACCUACCUGCGAACCAGGCCUCUAAGGCCUGGAUUGCAUAUGACAACCAAAUAAGUGUAGCCAAGCUCAGCUUAUUUAAAAUGAAAGACUUUCUCUGGAGAUUUUGAUUUUGGGCAGAGGGGAAUUAGCCAUUUCUCUACCAGCUGCUUUCCUGUGUUGUUACAGUUUGUAUUUAUAAAGGUAAAGUCAUGUCUGGAGCUCUGCUGGGGAGGGGGCAAAAAAAGCAGUUAAAUGGAGGAGUGAUUUUGAAAAGGGGGGAAUAGCUGAUGAGGAAAAGUUUGACCACUCCUCAUCUGUAGGUUUUCCGUUUGGCUGCUUGGGCUGCUUUUCAUUCAGUACAUCAACCAGAGCUUUGUUAUGCACACUUGCAGGUAAUGUGUAGCCUCUACUUCUUUCUGCCAUUAUAGUAUUUGAAUGUAUAGCUUGUUCCAAAUUCAAAUUUCCUCCUCUGAAAUAAAAGCAUGCACAAUG